AUGAAUGCUAUUGAUAAAACAUUUGAUACACAAUCGAUACAUGUUGGUCAAGAUACGGACAAAUGGUUGGAACAAAGUAUUUUGCCAUUGAUCAAUCUGUAUACUCUUAAUUGCGAUGAGAAUCCAAUUCGGAUAGCAUUAGAAACGUACUUAGCCUCCUUAGACAAUGCGCAAUAUACCUUAAAAUAUUUACCAUCACGACGAGUCACUUCUUCCACAAUGAGUGAGAAUUUUCAACCAUUAUCAUCACAACAACAAGGACAUGGAGAUGAGAAACAAAGUUUUAAAUUUGAAACAAAUGCCUUACAUGUUGGUCAAGAGCCGGAAAAGUGGCCUGGACAAGCGGUUGUGCCUCCGAUAAGUAUGGCCACAACAUUCAAACAAAUUUCACCUGGUCAAGCACCUAUUUGGGAAUAUUCACGUUGUGGUAAUCCAACUCGACAAUGUUUAGAAGACUGCUUAGCAUCAGUUGAGAAUGCAAAAUAUGCAUUAACAUUUUCAUCAGGACUAGGGGCAACGACUACGCUCAUGUUUUUACUAAAAAGUGGUGAUCAUAUUUUAUCAAUCGAUGAUGUUUACGGUGGUACGGGGAGGUUAUUCAGACGUUGUAUGGCACAAAUGGGAGUUGAUAGUUCAUUUAUUGAUAUGACUAAUGCUGAUAAUAUUAGCUCACAAUUAAGAUCGAAUACAAAAUUAGUAUGGUUAGAAAGUAUGUUGUUAUAUUUCUUCUAAGAUCUGGUACGCUAAGGAAGGGAAAUGGUAGAAAGAGAAGAAAGGCGAAAAUUCAAAUAUAAGCUUAACCGAAGUUUCAGAUAGGUAAGCUAAAUAAGGCUUCAUAGGUAUAAAGGGGCGGGGGCGAUUAUCUGAUGAAAUCGGUCCAUGCCUGAAUUUCAUCGACUAAUUAACGACUAGAUGUGGAAUGAAGAGGGGAAUAUUUCUAGAUACUUAUUAGACCUUAGAAACACUCCCACAAAAAAAUUGGUCGAAUCGAAUUUGCUUAAGUUUCUACUGCAUUUGACAUAUGUUAUAGAUCGUAGUUUUGGAUCUUUCUCUCUCAGUUUCACAGUUUCUCACGACUAUUAUAUAUCAUUCGAAAGCUCUUUUUCUUCACUAUAUUUCUGUAUAUCACUUAUACGGAAAUAGCCGUUCUGAAGCCAAGUAUGUUUAGAAAUAUUUCUAGCUAUGGAAAAUGAUCUCCUACGUGUAAAAAGUCUCAGAUAUUCUAUGUCAACAUUUUUCAUUCGGCUACUACAAUAAAUAUACCAUUCGAUAGAGAAUUUGACGAGCUACAAUUGGAUAUAUAUAAUAUAGAGAAAAAGUGUCCUAGGACACCUUGACAUUAGAAAUAUUUCUGCAAAGCCAGAAUCCUGCUCAUAAUUCUCAAUUUUCUCCAUCAGAACUCAACUUUUAUACAAUAAAAAUAUCAUAUUCGAAAUCAGGAUCAAAAACUGAGUCGAUCAAUGUGUAUUUCGAAACGUUUAUUUGAUUUUGAUUUUUGGUGAAAAUCUUGGUAAUUUUUCAACGUGAAAAUUCGACAAAAACUAAAGUAGUCGGGUAGGACAGAAAUACACAUUGGUCGACUCACUUUUUGAAAAAUGUUGACAUAGAAUAUCUGAGACUUUUUACACGUAAGAGAUCAUUUUCCAUAGCUAGAAAUAUUUCUAAACAUACUUGGCUUCAGAACGGCUAUUUCCGUAUAAGUGAUAUACAGAAAUAUAGUGAAGAAAAAGAGCUUUCGAAUGAUAUAUAAU
Molecule: messenger RNA, 1751 nt
Organism: Didymodactylos carnosus
Lineage: Eukaryota; Metazoa; Rotifera; Eurotatoria; Philodinida; Philodinidae
Source: the annotation of a GenBank genome assembly